Molecule: messenger RNA, 322 nt
Organism: Staurois parvus
Lineage: Eukaryota; Metazoa; Chordata; Amphibia; Anura; Ranidae
Source: the annotation of a GenBank genome assembly
UACUGAGUGAGCUGUGAUUGGUCACAGCUUGUCACAUGGUACAAGGCUGUUAUUUCACAAGUGACAUCUUGCUUACUACUCUGCAUGUGAUCACUGAUUGGCCAAUCAGUGAUCACAUGAUCAGGACCUCGUACAGAGGUCUGUCCGACGAUUGGUGUUCCACUGUGUCUGGAGGACACAGCGGGCACCGGAUCGUGGUGCUGAACGCUCACUGGGAACACGCACAAGCAGGGUGCAGGGAGGCCAUUUAUAAACAGCCACCCGACCCUGCACUGCCACCAUUCGGCCGUUUAUAUACAACGGCCGGAUGAGAGGUGGUUAA